Leptinotarsa decemlineata (Colorado potato beetle) is the source of this 711-nucleotide messenger RNA. RefSeq lists its product as uncharacterized. NCBI's taxonomy places the organism in Eukaryota, Metazoa, Arthropoda, Insecta, Coleoptera, Chrysomelidae. The record is from RefSeq and is a predicted model, not a curated record.
UCGCAAUUGGUAAUGUGCGUCCACUUAUCGACUUCAGUGGUUGGUGUCGGUUGUUAGCUGUUUUCCGCUUGUGAGUGUCGGUCGGCGCGCAUUUGAAUAUAGAUAGUAUGUUAUUUCAACUUCAAUGAGACAUCACUUUUUCAAAUUAUCCAUGAAAAAGUGUUCGGAAUACAAACAAGUUCACAUUUCUUCGCAUCCCUCACAAAGGAGAAACCAAUAUGAAAAAUGAUGAAGGUGCUUUUUCGACAAGCUCUGGUCCUACUUCUGUUGAUGACAAAUGGUUUUUCAACACCAGUGGUGGAGUACGAUAAAGCUUCCAAGUACGAGGAGUACGAAAUUGAGCACGAAAUUUCAAUGAUGCAUGCGAAAAACUCAGUUUUGAGUAUGGACAUUGACUCGAAAAUGUUCCCGUUCAUCCCACACACUUGUUAUCUUGGGAGUCAGUUGUGCACAACGGUCCUCAGUAACUGCGAAGAGUAUUACAGACUGCGUACCUGCUGUUGUCAAAAAUUGGCACUAAUGAAAUGGAAAAUGAAGUCUAAUUCAAGAAGUAUCAUGAAGGAAGGAACCUCCAUAAUGGCCCCACUGAUUCUAUUGAACUAUUUUAUGUAUAGGUAUUUUACGUAAACUGACCAAAGACAAUUGUAAAUAUUCAAUUAUUAUAAAUAUUUGUUGACAAGAUAAGAUCUUGAAUAAACAGUAUUGUUGUAA